Molecule: messenger RNA, 807 nt
Organism: Sinocyclocheilus grahami
Lineage: Eukaryota; Metazoa; Chordata; Actinopteri; Cypriniformes; Cyprinidae
Product: EGF-like repeat and discoidin I-like domain-containing protein 3
Exons: 4
Molecular function (GO): calcium ion binding
Source: RefSeq, a predicted model, not a curated record
GUCAGAACAGUUAAGCCGCUGUACCUGUUCUACAUCAGAGCAAAAAGAGCGUCUUUCCUGGGGCGAAGUACACUCCCACCCUUUUGGGUUUCGCCGUUCGUUCUGUGUAUUGGAGGCUCCAGGGCUGCUGGGGAGGAGCGAGGCUCGUCUUUAUCAGUAAGACAGCGCCGCUGCUCGAGCUCUACACUGACCGUCUGCCGCGCGCAAUCACCGCUUGAUCGGAACCCGCGCGGAGUCUCUCCGUUAUCUCGCCGUGCUCCACUGCAGCAGAAGGGCAAGAGGAACUCCUGAUAGGAUCACUCAUCUUCGCUGACCCUUCCUGGGAGAAAAACACGGACUUAACUGACACCUGUCCUGGGAAAUACUUAGUCGAAGACCUUUGCGUGUAGCUCAGUGGAAGACAGAAGUUUUAGCCGUCUGUACCGUUGAACGUUUGUAAUCUUGGAACUCGUGGCUGCUGUUCGGUGAUGAUGGGACCGUGGCUCGUCUCCAUCGCCCUCUGCGUACACCUCGCUGUCCCGCAUCUCGUCAAAGCAACAGAUGGUGAGGAUCCGACUUCAGCAGGACCCUGCCAUCCAAACCCUUGUCACAAUGGAGGCACCUGUGAAAUCAGUGAAACGUUCAGGGGCGACACAUUCAUUGGAUAUGUCUGCAAGUGCCCAUCAGGCUUCAACGGAAUCCACUGCCAACACAAUGUUAAUGAAUGCGAAAGAAGCCCCUGUAGAAAUGGGGGGAUCUGCACAGAUCUGGUUGCGAACUAUUCCUGUGAAUGCCCAGGGGAAUAUAUGGGAAGAAACUGCCAGUACA